AGUAAAAGACCCGUGUUGGUUCUUCAGAAUGACUCUCUCUACUCUCAGAGACGUCCUUACACCAGUGAAGAUGAGGCCUGGAAAACCUUUCUUGAAAAUCCCCUUACGGCAGCUACCAAAGCUAUGAUGAGCAUCAAUGGCGAUGAAGACAGCGCAGCUGCCCUCGGACUGCUGUACGAUUACUACAAGGUUCCAAGGGAGAGGAGAUCUUCCACAGCUAAACCAGAGGUAGAACAUCCUGACCAAGACCAUAGCAAAAGGAACAACAUCCCAAAUGUGACAGAACAGUCGCUCAUUUCUGCUGGAGAAAACAGAGUCCAGGUUCUGAAAAAUGUGCCUUUCAAUAUUGUCCUUCCACACACGCCCCAGAUGGGCAUGGACAAGAGAGGCCACCUUACAACCCCUGACACGACGGUCACUGUUUCGAUUGCCACGAUGCCCACCCAUUCCAUCAAAACGGAGACACAGCCCCAUGGCUUUGCAGUGGGCAUCCCACCGAGCGUCUACCACCCCGAGCCCCCCGAGCGGGUGGUGGUCUUCGACAGGAACCUCAAUCCUGACCAGUUUAGUUCUAACACCCAGCCUCAAAACUCCCAGAGGCGAACGCCAGACUCCACCUUCUCAGAGACUUUCAAGGAGGGCGUGCAAGAGGUUUUCUUUCCUACUGAACUCAAUCUCCGGAUGGCCAACAUGAAUUCAGAAGAUUAUGUUUUUGACAGCAUUUCUGGGAAUAACUUUGAAUACACUCUGGAAGCCUCCAAGUCCCUACGACAGAAGCCUGGAGACAGCACAAUGACAUACCUGAAUAAAGGUCAAUUUUACCCAAUCACGCUGAAAGAAGUCAGCAGCAGUGAAGGAAUCCAUCACCCCAUCAGUAAAGUCCGAAGUGUCAUCAUGGUUGUGUUUGCUGAAGACAAAACAAGAGAAGAUCAGCUCAGGCACUGGAAAUACUGGCACUCAAGACAGCAUACUGCUAAACAAAGAUGUAUUGAUAUAGCUGACUACAAGGAGAGCUUCAACACCAUCAGUAACAUUGAGGAGAUCGCGUACAAUGCUAUAUCCUUCACUUGGGACAUCAACGAGGAAGCAAAGGUUUUCAUUUCUGUGAACUGCCUCAGCACAGAUUUCUCCUCUCAGAAGGGAGUUAAAGGCUUGCCACUGAAUCUUCAGAUUGACACCUACAGCUACAAUAACAGGAGUAACAAACCUGUCCACAGGGCCUACUGCCAGAUUAAAGUCUUCUGCGACAAG
Molecule: messenger RNA, 1251 nt
Organism: Pterocles gutturalis (yellow-throated sandgrouse)
Lineage: Eukaryota; Metazoa; Chordata; Aves; Pterocliformes; Pteroclidae
Gene: GRHL1
Product: grainyhead-like 1 (Drosophila)
Exons: 8
Biological process (GO): regulation of transcription by RNA polymerase II
Cellular component (GO): nucleus
Molecular function (GO): RNA polymerase II cis-regulatory region sequence-specific DNA binding; DNA-binding transcription activator activity, RNA polymerase II-specific
Source: RefSeq, a predicted model, not a curated record